AUGCCUCCGAAAGCUGCUGACAAGAAGCCCGCCGCCUCUAAGGCCCCGGCCACCGCCCAGAAGGCCCCCGAGAAGAAGGAUGCAGGCAAGAAGACCGCAGCAACUGGGGACAAGAAGAAGCGCACCAAGUCUCGCAAGGAGACCUAUUCCUCUUACAUCUACAAAGUCCUCAAACAAGUCCACCCGGACACCGGUAUCUCCAAUCGGGCAAUGUCAAUCUUGAACUCGUUUGUCAAUGAUAUUUUCGAACGUGUCGCUACCGAGGCAUCCAAGCUAGCAGCUUACAACAAGAAGUCCACUAUCUCUUCCCGGGAAAUUCAGACGUCAGUGCGCCUAAUUCUACCGGGCGAGCUCGCCAAGCAUGCCGUUUCGGAGGGCACCAAGGCAGUUACCAAGUACUCGUCAUCGACGAAAUAA
Durotheca rogersii is the source of this 417-nucleotide messenger RNA. Its product is annotated as histone H2B. Gene Ontology annotation, molecular function: structural constituent of chromatin; protein heterodimerization activity; DNA binding. The coding region runs from base 1 to 417 and encodes 138 amino acids. Gene Ontology annotation, biological process: nucleosome assembly. NCBI's taxonomy places the organism in Eukaryota, Fungi, Ascomycota, Sordariomycetes, Xylariales, Xylariaceae. Gene Ontology annotation, cellular component: nucleosome. The record is from RefSeq and is a predicted model, not a curated record. The transcript is spliced from 3 exons.